AUGGACGCCUCUGUGGAUGUGGCUGCCCGGCCAGUCGACCAUGCGAAUUCAAACCGCAGCAGCAGCUUUACACUCUCCAUCUGCCUACACCAAUACCUGCAGUGGCUCGGGCAGCUCCACAGCACUAUCGGCACCGUCAGCGACGAUGCCUACACACUCGGCCGCCUUCUUCGCCAAGGCGUAUUUCCGCUUCGUCAGCGUACUGGCGUCGUACCCACCGCGACGGAUGCACGAUUGCGCGCCGCCGUUUGCGAACUACUCAUCGGAGACGUCGCGGUACAGUCGGUGCGCCCGCCGGAAGCUAUAUGGGUGACAUCAGCAAAAACGACCAGGAGCGGGUAUACCGCAGCGAGUUUCAGUAGUGCUGCCUCGUCACCGCCGUUGGUGAACACUGAGACCCCUUUCUGCCCUUGUCGCGCCUACUUUGAAGAGCAGAAGCGAGGGUCGGGGGGUCGCUUUCUUUCGCUCAGGCGGCGAAGCAGCCAAGCAAAAGACAAUGACAAGGAAAGCCACACUGGUCACGCGGUAACCAUCAGCAGUGCCAGUGGCAGCAAUGACGAGAGCGACGAUCGUGCAGUGCACCUUAGUGCAGCUGUUCCUAAUUUCCCCGCUAGUUCGAAGAACGCCGUACGCGGUGUUAACAACCUCGGCAGCAGGGACCGCUUCAGUUCUCGAGAUGUCGUGACUUCGGGGAAGAUACGUGUUGGCUCGCGCCCCUCAGACGCCCUGUCCCAGCCGAUGCUUCUCCUCCCUGUCGCUGUGGUCGCGCCGUCGUCCACCACCUCGGCUGAGUUUGGCAACGAUGCUCUACAAGCGAAUUCCGGCAGGGACGCACAAUGCCGUAAGUGUGUUAGCCCUGAAAACAGCGACUUCUCUCCACCUUCGCCUAUUCGGACCUUUCCCUGUGCCCGUUGGCGCUGA
Leishmania braziliensis MHOM/BR/75/M2904 is the source of this 921-nucleotide messenger RNA. RefSeq lists its product as hypothetical. Bases 1 to 921 code for a protein of 306 amino acids. The record is from RefSeq and is a predicted model, not a curated record. NCBI's taxonomy places the organism in Eukaryota, Euglenozoa, Kinetoplastea, Trypanosomatida, Trypanosomatidae. The transcript has a single exon.